GCAGCGCUGAUAGUUUACUAAAAGAAGCAAGCUUCUGCUAGCUUUGCUCGUAAAAAGAACGCGUGCCGUGUCACAAAGAUCAACAAAAGUAAUAAGACAGCUUGGCAAAGUUUUCCUGUACGGAUUAUUGGCUAAAAUGUAUCUCCUCUAUUAUCUGGAUGAAAACGGUAAUCGUGUGUACACUUUAAAGAAAAAAGAUCCUAAAGGACAACCAACACAAUCAGCACAUCCAGCAAGAUUUUCAGUAGAAGAUAAAUAUUCACGAGAAAGGAUUACAAUGAAGAGAAGACAUGGCUUACUUUUGACACAAAAGCCAGCACCUUCUUAUUAAUUAAAAACUUAAAUAAUAAAUUUUGUUUAAAAAAUGACACACAUAAGGAUUGAAAUUUGUGUAUGAAACAUUACAUUGUUAUGUUUUUAGUUAUUUGUUAAUUAUAUAUAUGUAUAUAGCAAUGUAAUGUAAACAAACGCAGAUAAAUAGAGAUGGUUAAUCUUUUCA
Molecule: messenger RNA, 499 nt
Organism: Pseudomyrmex gracilis
Lineage: Eukaryota; Metazoa; Arthropoda; Insecta; Hymenoptera; Formicidae
Gene: Nop10
Product: H/ACA ribonucleoprotein complex subunit 3
Exons: 4
Coding region: 137-331 (64 amino acids)
Biological process (GO): snRNA pseudouridine synthesis; ribosome biogenesis; rRNA pseudouridine synthesis
Cellular component (GO): box H/ACA telomerase RNP complex; box H/ACA snoRNP complex
Molecular function (GO): box H/ACA snoRNA binding; telomerase RNA binding
Source: RefSeq, a predicted model, not a curated record